AUCUGAAGAUCUGACAGGGACCCGAGGACCGCUGCAGCGCUGCACCCCACCACAUGUCACCCCCACUACCAAGCCCACCAAAGAUUGCCUAUCCCGUCUGAACUUGCGGAACAAGCUCAGUAAAAUGAAGGAAACAUUUUUAAGCACACCGAAUAUCUCAGAUACGAGAGACUACACUGUAGCCUGAAACAUAAACGCAUAUCUGUGGGCGUCUUAUACAUGGCAAACUCAAGGUUUGAAUAUGUCAAAGCCUUCGAGCAGACAGACUAUUUGCUUCCCAACACAUGGGUAGUGGUGAGGAUAGACGGUCGAGGCUUCACCAAAUUGUGCGCAAAGUACAACUUCGAGAAGCCCAAUGACCGCAGGGCAUUAGAUCUGAUGAAUGGGGCUGCUAAGGCCGUCAUGACAGAACUUCCUGAUAUCACUAUUGGCUAUGGUGUGAGCGAUGAGUAUAGCUUCGUUUUUCACAAAACCUGCACCCUAUUCGAAAGACGAUCGAGCAAACUCGUAUCUACAGUAGUCUCGACGUUCACGUCAUACUAUGUACAUCUGUGGUCUACGUAUUUUCCUGAUGCACCUCUAUCAUCUCCUCUGCCAAGCUUUGAUGGCCGCGCAGUGUGCUACCCCAGUGUGCAAAACUUGAGGGACUAUAUGAGCUGGAGACAGGUGGACUGUCACAUAAACAACCUUUAUAAUACGACGUUUUGGUCAUUGAUCCAACUUGGUGGCAUGUCAAACAUAGAAGCCGAGAAGUUCCUUGCUGGCACUGUGUCGGCUGAUAAGAACGAGAUCUUGUUCUCCAAAUUCCACAUCAACUACAACAACGAGCCCGAAAUUCUGAAGAAGGGCAGUGUUGUACUCCGAGACUAUGAACUUGUUGAACCCCAGGGCGAUAAUGUAGCAGCAGCGGCCGACGACAUCGCGGAGCCUGUUAAGCAGUCCAAGACUCAGGAUGAGAAUGACAAGAAGCGAAGAGCAAAGGCGCGGGUGAUGGUUGAGCAUCUCGACAUCAUCAGGGAUGAUUUUUGGGACAGGCGGCCCUGGCUCCUAUCCAACAAGCCGGGAAAGGUACCCAAACAGACAUGA
Messenger RNA from Truncatella angustata, 1086 nucleotides. RefSeq names its product tRNA guanylyltransferase. Lineage: Eukaryota; Fungi; Ascomycota; Sordariomycetes; Amphisphaeriales; Sporocadaceae. The record is from RefSeq and is a predicted model, not a curated record. The coding region runs from base 220 to 1086 and encodes 288 amino acids. Gene Ontology annotation, molecular function: magnesium ion binding; tRNA guanylyltransferase activity. The transcript has 8 exons. Gene Ontology annotation, biological process: tRNA modification.